Molecule: messenger RNA, 411 nt
Organism: Solanum stenotomum
Lineage: Eukaryota; Viridiplantae; Streptophyta; Magnoliopsida; Solanales; Solanaceae
Product: antifungal protein ginkbilobin-like protein
Exons: 1
Coding region: 1-411 (136 amino acids)
Cellular component (GO): plasmodesma
Source: RefSeq, a predicted model, not a curated record
AUGGAUUCAAUUUUGAGAAAGAAAAUUCUAACCACAUUCCUUAUAAUUGGAAUGUUUUUGUUUAAUAGUUUUGUGAGAAGUGAACCAAAUACCAAAGAGAUUAACCAUAUUUGCAAUGGCAAUGUGUAUGAUAAGAGUGGUCCAUUUGCACUAAGUUUGGCUUAUGUUGUUGAAGCAUUACAAAAUGUGACACCAAAUCAAGGUUAUGAUUACUACAUAACAUCUCCUUAUCCUAAUGAUGCAUUAGCUUAUGGCCAUGCUACUUGCAACUCCAUUAUUGAAUUUUCAGAUUGUGGUCUUUGUUUAAGUAGUGCAAAAACAUUCUUGUUGAGUACUUGUGAUGGUAACAUUGGAGGUCAAGUCGAAUUUGUUGAUUGCUCAAUGAGGUACGAGCAAUACUCGUUCAGCUAA